Messenger RNA from Trypanosoma cruzi, 324 nucleotides. RefSeq names its product thioredoxin, putative. Lineage: Eukaryota; Euglenozoa; Kinetoplastea; Trypanosomatida; Trypanosomatidae. Gene Ontology annotation, molecular function: protein-disulfide reductase activity. The transcript has a single exon. The record is from RefSeq and is a predicted model, not a curated record. Bases 1 to 324 code for a protein of 107 amino acids.
AUGCCAGUGGUGGAUGUGUACAGCGUAGAGCAAUUCAGGGAAAUUGUAAAUGAGGACCUGCUUACGGUUGCAUGGUUUACAGCUGUGUGGUGUGGCCCUUGUAAGACCAUCGAACGGGCCAUGGAGAAGAUUACGUUUGAAUUUCCGACAGUGCGGUUCGCAAAGGUAGAUGCUGACAAUAACUCGGAGAUUGUAUCAAAGUGCAAAGUUCUUCAACUUCCCACUUUUAUGCUUGUGAAAAAUGGCAAGUUGAUUGGGUACGUCAUUGGGGCGAAUUUGGACACAUUGAAGCGAAAAAUUCGGGAAAUCAUUAGCAAUAGUUAA